AUGUCGGAAUAUGAAAUGACCGACCUUGGAGCCAUGAAAUAUUUCCUUGGUAUGCAAGUCAAGCAAUGCCCAGGAAGAAUAUUUCUCUCACAAAAGAAAUAUGCAGACGAGCUACUUAAAAAGUUCAACAUGAGUGAAUGCAAGCCAUUGGCUACACCAAUGUCACUUAAUGAGAAGCUAUCCAAGAAUGAUGGAACAGAGAAGGUCGAUGCAUCAAUAUGUCGAAGUCUGGUCGGCUCUCUCAUAUAUCUCACACACACGAGACCAAACAUAGUUCAUUCUGUAAGCAUUAUGUCAAUGUUCAUGAGUGAGCCAAGUAAAGCUCACCUGGCAACAGGAAAAAGGAUUCUCAGGUAUGUCAAGGGAACAAAAAGUUAUGGAAUUUUGUACGAGACAGCGGAAAAUCACAAGCUUACAGGAUAUACAGACAACGAUUGGGCCGGAAGCAUUGCCGAUCGGAAGAGUACAAGUGGCUACGUCUUCCAGCUGGGAACCAAGGCUAUUUCUUUGUCAUCAAAGAAACAAGAUACAGUAGCUCUGUCAUCAGCAGAAGCAGAGUAUGUAGCAGCAACAAGUGCAGCAUGUGAAGCAAUAUCGCUUAAAAGAAUUAUAGAAGAUUUAUAA
Molecule: messenger RNA, 624 nt
Organism: Beta vulgaris subsp. vulgaris (sugar beet)
Lineage: Eukaryota; Viridiplantae; Streptophyta; Magnoliopsida; Caryophyllales; Amaranthaceae
Product: secreted RxLR effector protein 161-like
Exons: 1
Coding region: 1-624 (207 amino acids)
Source: RefSeq, a predicted model, not a curated record